AUGACCUCAAACUCAACAGGCCUGAGCGCCUACAUCAAGCAAUCACCGCCUCUUGACUUCUCAAUUCCGUACGAUGACGCCUGGGUAAAAGACAGAACGAUCGUCGUCACCGGAGGCGCGAGCGGGUUCGGCGCAGGCUUCGUACGAAGAUGGGCUGCCAACGGCGCUACAGUCAUCAUUGGAGACGUCAAUGUUGAGAAAGGCGAUGCACUUGCAAGGGCCAUCCGAAAAGAGACGGGACGGGAUAGAGCUGCUCAUUUCGUCCAUUGCGACGUAACAAACUGGCAAUCCCAGGUCAAUCUCUUCAAGGAAGCCGUCAAAUGGAGCCCACAUGGCGGCAUCGACACCGUUGUUGCGAAUGCCGGUAUACAAGCAAAUGAUAGACUGCAACAGCCUGGAGACCUGGGCGCAGCAGAGCCCCAACCACCCAACUUCGCUACCAUGGACGUGAACGUGACAGGAGUCUUGUACACGACACAUCUGGCCUACUAUUGGCUGCCGAAGAACCCCGGAUCCAAGCCUUGCAACAUGAACUCAGUACCAGACAAACAAACACGAGAUAGGAACCUUGUACUUUUGGGCAGUAUAGCAAGCCUGGCCCCAAUUGCGGCAGCACCUCUCUACGGGGCGAGUAAACAUGCCGUCCUGGGACUAUUCCGCUCGCUCAGAUCGACAUCACACAUGGAAGGUAUUCGGGUCAACAUAGUCCUCCCUUACUUCAUCGACACGGCUAUCGUGCCUCCCAUGGCCAAGCUUUUGCUUGCGGGAGGCGGCAUGGGCAAGGUGGAAGACGUCGUCGAGGCAGCUACAAGGCUAGUAGCUGACACGCGCAUCCUCGGCCGCGGCAUUGUCGUGGGGCCAAAGGUUACAAUCAAGCAAGAUGAGAGUGGAGAAUUCAAGCUGGUCAACAAGGACACCGAGGGAAGCACUGAAACGGCGCUAUGGGAGGCUUAUGCGGAUGACUGGGAGGAGGUGGAUGCCUUUGAUCGAAGGGUGGUCAAGCUAUUGAAUGCUGUCGAGCAGGCGCGUGGGUGGGUAGGCUGGGCUACAGACAUCGCGAAAUUGGUAGGCUAUCAAGUCUUUGGGUAUGGGGGUGAAAGAUCGUGA
Messenger RNA from Didymosphaeria variabile, 1107 nucleotides. RefSeq lists its product as uncharacterized. The transcript has a single exon. Bases 1 to 1107 code for a protein of 368 amino acids. The record is from RefSeq and is a predicted model, not a curated record. Gene Ontology annotation, molecular function: oxidoreductase activity. NCBI's taxonomy places the organism in Eukaryota, Fungi, Ascomycota, Dothideomycetes, Pleosporales, Didymosphaeriaceae.